Messenger RNA from Caenorhabditis remanei, 411 nucleotides. RefSeq lists its product as uncharacterized. The transcript has 3 exons. The coding region runs from base 1 to 411 and encodes 136 amino acids. Lineage: Eukaryota; Metazoa; Nematoda; Chromadorea; Rhabditida; Rhabditidae. The record is from RefSeq and is a predicted model, not a curated record.
AUGAAUGAGAUGUUCCCCACCACUUUUCCAUAUGAGGAAUCUUCUCCUCCUGAGUCAAUAUUGGGCAGAACUCAAUCGGAUAAUACUUGUUCUUCAAAUCCACGAACUGCUGUCCGAGAGCCGGAUUCAGCCGCAUCACAUUGUCGUCGAAAACUCCCACAUGCAGCUGCUGCUGCGGCGAUUUCAGUGGCUUUGAACAUGCUGAACUGUGGUGGUUCCAGUGACGUGGACAGUGGUGAAUCGUGGUCUCGUCUAUUGAAAUGCAUUAAAAGUGGACAAUCGGGAGAAGUUGGAUUGAAAGAAAAAAGAGAAAAGUACAAGAACUCGAGACAAGUGGACAGUAGGCGUGAAGAUGAGGAGGCACGUGAUUUCGAUUUGGAGGUCAACAAGGUCGAACAAUUAAACUCAUGA